UGACCGCUGCAGUAACUUGUUAAGCGGUAGUGAGGUCCUUCCUUGUGGCCUCUUAUUGAAGCUCUUCACAGUUAUUAGAAGGUAACAACAUACUCAUUCUGACUGUUUAGUCUAUGAAAUUGAACCGUGAGCAUGACUCAGGCUGAGAAGGAGCAGGAGAACGGGAGGGAGAAAGAAAAGGAGCGCGAUAAGGAGAAAGAGAAGGAGCAACAACGCGGCGUGAAAAGACCCAUCGCUCCGCCGGCUAUCCCUGAACCUCUUCAGGAGCAAAUACAGAGCAAUUUUAUAGUAGUCAUCCACCCCGGGUCCAGGACGCUCCGCAUUGGCCGAGCAACAGACACUCUUCCGGUGACCAUCCCGCAUGUAAUAGCCCGCAGACACAAGCAAAGUGGACAGCCCAGAUAUGAGGACGCCUGGCUGUUGAGAGAAGGUCUAAAUAAACCAGAGAGUAAUGAGCAGAGGCAGAACGGGCUUAAAAUGGUGGACCAGGCCAUUUGGUCCAAGAAGAUGUCCAAUGGAGUGCGGAGGACGCCCGUGUCGGCUGAACAGGCCAGAGCGUACAACUGUCAGAUCCGUCCGGCAGUGCUAGACAGCAGCUCCAGGGUUAAGUGGACCAACACAGCUCACCAUCCUCCUCAUCUUGUAGGAGAGGAGGCUCUGUAUGUGAAUCCAUCCGACUGUUACAAUGUCCACUGGCCUAUAGUCAGAGGUCAGCUCAAUGUGCACGCCGGUCCCGGAGGCUCGCUGACCGCCGUUCUGGCCGACCUCGAGACAAUUUGGAGUCACAUCAUUCAAAAGCAUCUGGAGAUCCCCCUCAAGGACUUAAAGUAUUACAGAUGCAUCCUGUUGGUUCCUGACAUCUACAACAGGCAGCAUAUCAAGGAAGUUGUCAACUUGCUGCUGCUUAAUAUGGGCUUCUCAGCAAUCAUUGUGCACCAGGAGUCAGUGUGCGCUACAUUUGGCAGUGGGUUGAGCAGCGCUUGUGUUGUGGAUGUAGGAGACCAGAAGACCAGUCUCUGUUGUGUAGAGGAUGGAGUGUCCCACCGGAACUCGAGGUUGUCUUUGGCGUAUGGUGGCUCAGAUGUGACCCGCACUUUCCUCUGGCUCCUGCAGAGGGCAGGAUUUCCCUACAGAGACUGCCAGCUGUCCAGCAGAUUGGAUUGCCAGCUACUACAACAUAUAAAGGAGACUUUCUGCCAUCUAAACCAAGACAUUUCAGGGCUACAAGAUCAUGAAUUCCAAACACGCUUCCCAGAAGCUCCAGCCCUUCUCUACCAGGUUCGACUAGGAGAUGAGAAAUUACAGGCACCCAUGGGACUUUUCUACCCCACCACAUUUGGCAUUGUAGGUCAGAAGAUGACAUCACUGCAGUACCGUUCCCAAGGCGACUCGGAGGAUCCUCAUGAUGAACACUACCUUCUGUCCACGCAGAACAAACAGGACCAGUCCUCCAAAUCUGCUUCAGACCGGAAGGCUUUCUCCAGACCAGGUGGAGCUUUGGAUGGAGAUGUGAGCGGUCAGGGUGGGAUUGGAGAGCUCUCAGACCUGCCCAGGGGCUGCGGAAGUGGCAGCGGUGGAGGGAUGCAGGGGGAGAUGGAGCUUGGGCCAGCCCAGGGGGAGUGCCUGAUGGGGGUAGGAGAGGUGGAAGAGCCAAUGUCUGCUCACCUCUCCAGGAAGACUGCCAUCAUGAGCCAGUUUGAAAGCAAAGCACUGGGCCUGGAUAAGGCCAUCCUGCAUAGCAUCGACUGUUGUGCAUCGGACGAGACCAAACGAAAGAUGUACAGUUCCAUACUGGUGGUGGGAGGAGGGCUCAUGUUUCAUGGUGCCCAGGAGUUUCUGCUGCACCGCAUCAUCAACAAGAUGCCGCCCUCCUUCAGAAGGCUUGUAGACAACGUGGAAGUUAUCACAAGGCCAAAGGACAUGGACCCUCGCUUGAUAUCGUGGAAGGGGGGAGCAGUGCUGGCGUGUCUGGACACCACUCAGGAAAUGUGGAUCCACCAGGGCGAGUGGCAGCGCUUCGGUGUGCGAAUGCUCCGCGAGAGAGCUGCCUUCGUCUGGUAAAACCAAACAGAUUUGACUUGAAGCUAAGAGACAAC
Molecule: messenger RNA, 2096 nt
Organism: Scomber japonicus (chub mackerel)
Lineage: Eukaryota; Metazoa; Chordata; Actinopteri; Scombriformes; Scombridae
Gene: actr8
Product: actin related protein 8
Exons: 13
Coding region: 133-2061 (642 amino acids)
Biological process (GO): double-strand break repair; regulation of DNA-templated transcription
Cellular component (GO): Ino80 complex
Source: RefSeq, a predicted model, not a curated record